This is a messenger RNA of Gloeophyllum trabeum ATCC 11539, 828 nucleotides long. RefSeq lists its product as uncharacterized. Bases 1 to 828 code for a protein of 275 amino acids. The transcript has 2 exons. The record is from RefSeq and is a predicted model, not a curated record. Lineage: Eukaryota; Fungi; Basidiomycota; Agaricomycetes; Gloeophyllales; Gloeophyllaceae.
AUGGCUCCUGUAAACUCGUCUCCCCUGGAGGCCCUGCCCUUCUCUCUCUCGAAAACCGCGAGAGCAUUGGCUGAGGCCCGUAAGGAGCUGGAUAACCUUAAGGCAGCUUUAGCCACCAUGUCGCCUAGCGUUGACGGCCUCGCCGACAGCUUUGACGAGCUGCAGCUGCAAGAGCAAACGGUAAAAACCAACCGAAAUGCCCGAGCGGCUCAAUGCCACAAGAGGCGACAUCGAUCCUCGGUCAAGAGGCAUCAUCCCUUCAAUACCCCAAAAAGAAAGCGUUCAUCAGGCCAUUACCCAUCGCAACCUGACUCUGGUCGAUCUUCCUGGUCGAAUAACGACCGGGGCUUUGAAGAUAUGGCGAUGCAGGGGUGCUACGGGCUCAGCACAGAGCAGACAUGGCCCAUGGACGCUGAUAGCAAGGCAUUCAUGGUCCGCGACCAAACCGAAGCACGGCUGGAGCGCAGGAGUGAAGGAUUGAACGGAGUCGAUGGUAGCAGCGGGUUUGAGGAGGUAGUGGUACCCUUCAGUCAGUUGAUCUCUCCUGAGACGCUCGACUGGCGGGCACCGCCGCCGGAUAUUGGGGAGAUUUCUGUCGCACCUCGCGGGAGUUCUGGACAACAAGUCUCUGUUUCGAAGGCGGCGGGACCCUUUGCUCCUCAAAGUCUUCUUGUGUCGAACGGCGAGAUGGGCGUCGAUAACGGUGCAACCUAUCUCUCCCCUUUCGCAUUGAGGCCAUCCAAGAACAUUGGCAGCAACGGAGUGGUCCAGGGCGACGAAGACUUGUCGCCGCAGAUGGAAAGGAUGUCGCUGGGCCAAUCCUAUUGA